GUUAGCCAUAUUAACAACAGUGUACAGCUAUCCCCCUUUUCUCUCCCCUUCUCUCCUGCUUCUGCCUCCCUUCUCCGGCGCUGCGUUGGUUUUGCCUGGAAGCCUUUGAGCUUUCGAGGUUUUGAUGCUUGAGCUGCCGGGCUUCCUGGCCACUCAAGCAUGUUGGAGCUGCCCUGUGCUCCCUCCUCCGAUGACCCUUCUGGAUCCGGCGGUGGUCCCCUCCAUCCGGCAGUUUCUAUCGGUGGCAGUGCACGUAGGGGAUCCCAGAUCUGGCAACCUCGCGACCCACCUGCUGCCUCCAGGGAACGGCCUCCGCCUGAUCGGGUCUCCGCAUCAGCAUCCUGGAGCCUGGCGUACCUUCCACAUGGGUAGAUUGAAGGGUGUCCCAUUUGGAUCGCUUGACCGAAGGCUGCUAUAUAGCUAGGCCCUUUGCGGUUGUUUAAGUGUCAUGUGCACCUCCCUUCGGCCUCUGAAUAUGGGUCUACUCUAGUUUCUUGCUCCUGAUGUAAUUUUACUGUUUAUUAUUCCUGUAGAUGCCGUAUGGCGAUGUUUGAAAUGAACCAUUUUCGUUAUG
Molecule: messenger RNA, 574 nt
Organism: Rubroshorea leprosula
Lineage: Eukaryota; Viridiplantae; Streptophyta; Magnoliopsida; Malvales; Dipterocarpaceae
Source: the annotation of a GenBank genome assembly